This is a messenger RNA of Fusarium verticillioides 7600, 1716 nucleotides long. Its product is annotated as ADP-ribosylation factor like protein 1. NCBI's taxonomy places the organism in Eukaryota, Fungi, Ascomycota, Sordariomycetes, Hypocreales, Nectriaceae. The record is from RefSeq and is a predicted model, not a curated record. Gene Ontology annotation, cellular component: Golgi apparatus. The transcript is spliced from 2 exons. Bases 157 to 798 code for a protein of 213 amino acids. Gene Ontology annotation, molecular function: GTP binding; GTPase activity. Gene Ontology annotation, biological process: intracellular protein transport; protein localization to organelle; Golgi to plasma membrane protein transport.
CCUACACUUAGACCUAAAGCCUUCACUUCCAUCCAUGGGAAGCUGUCAACUUCACAACCCAAGGUAGUUGAACAACUCCACUGUCGCGUCUACGACAAACAUUAAAAAUCACAACGUCGAUCACGCAAAUAACCUGUAGGAGCACUCGCGAUCACAAUGUAUCACCUCGCCAAAGGCAUUUACCUCUAUGCGACCAGCAAAGAAGAAUACUCUGUAAUUCUUUUAGGCCUUGACAAUGCCGGAAAAACCACCUUUCACGAACAAGUCAAGUCCAUGUUUCUACCAAACAGACCCGACCCGAAACUCAAGACAGUACCCACCGUAGGCCAGAACGUUUCGACGAUACCCCUUCAAGACAUGUACCUCAAGCUUUGGGACGUAGGCGGUCAGCACUCGCUCCGCAAGCUCUGGGAGAGUUACUAUGCAAGCUGCCAUGCUAUAGUCUUCAUCAUCGACAGCACAGAUAUUGGCGACGGAAACAUUGAACAUGAAGAGAACGUUGGCAGACUGGAGGAGUGUCGGCUAGUCCUCGAGGACGUCCUACAACACUCCGAAACUGAAGGGGUACCACUUCUAAUUCUAGCAAACAAACAGGAUCGCGAGGAUUGCGUCGAGACAAUACGAAUCAAGGAGGGUCUAGUAAAGAAGGUCAUGGAGGGAGAUAAGGGCUCUGCUGUCCGCGACUCUCGCGUGCUGGCCAUGAGUGCUCUGACUGGCGACGGAGUCCGAGAAGCUAUCGAGUGGGUAAGGACCAGAGUACAAUGGAAUAAGGAGUCUCGGCCGCCUGUGAUGCGGUAGUCUCUAAGAAGAGCGGCCUUUAUGUGCGAUCACUAGAGCUUAUGAGCUACGACAGUACCUGGUUUGGCGUAUGCAUCGGAGUUUGUAUGGAGCAUCAGUAAAUCACUGUUUAGCCUUGAAGCACGGGAAACACUAGGCGACCGUUUUGCGGGGUAUCAUGGUUUCUAUUGUCCUCUGGGUUUAUUGUUUUUUCUUGGUAUUAAGUUGCAGAUGUUGGCAUCACCUGUCAUUCUCGGCUGUCAGCUCAGCCAUGAGCCCUCCCUUGUCCCUUCGCUUUGCGUCCUCAGCCAGCUUACUAUCCACUAGGUCAGAUAGCUCCUUAGAUCGGUUGAGUGCUCCUUGAGCACACUGGAUGAAUAGUGGUGCGUCAAGAGAAGCUCCUCCCAGUUUGGCAAUCUGACAAAUCUCUCCAUGCUUGUUGAGACUGUAUGUGCAGUGAGAGACUCGCAGUUGCUCCUCAAGCCAGUUGGUAUCAACGAGGACUUGGCUUCCAUCUUCGCCAAAGAAGCUGAAGGUGACACAGAAAGGGGAGUGUAGCCAGCUAAGAGGCACGGGCUCCCGCUCAGCAGGUGUGUAUAUGGUGAGGUUUUCUCCCUCAAUGCUGGAAUCUGGCUUACGGAAAUGUCGAAGAGCUGCAACAACUGCUAGACAAGCCGCAUCUGUAAGGUUUCCAUCAUGCGUAAGGACGUGAAGAUCGACUCUGAUAGACCAACACUUCUGGCCGGCGAUGAGGCAUAGUGACUCGGUGUCUAGCGCGCCAGAUCUUCUGAUUGUUUUCUCAAGAAGCCUGGAGAGAAGAACCUCCUCGAGUGAAGGGCGGUUGACCUCAUAUGAAGGGGCAACCAUGGGACUGAGUUCUGAUGUGAUUGUGAAAACUCCGUCAAAGGGACGGUCUGAGUAUGGCACAGUGACUUCUGC